Messenger RNA from Pichia kudriavzevii, 1122 nucleotides. RefSeq lists its product as uncharacterized. Gene Ontology annotation, molecular function: saccharopine dehydrogenase (NAD+, L-lysine-forming) activity. The record is from RefSeq and is a predicted model, not a curated record. The coding region runs from base 1 to 1122 and encodes 373 amino acids. Lineage: Eukaryota; Fungi; Ascomycota; Pichiomycetes; Pichiales; Pichiaceae. Gene Ontology annotation, cellular component: cytoplasm. The transcript has a single exon.
AUGGCAAACAAAGUCAUUCUUCAUUUAAGAGCAGAAACAAAGCCUAGAGAAGCAAGAGCGGCACUCACUCCAAAGACUGUCAAACAAUUGCUUGAUACAGGCAACUUUGAGAUCUAUGUUGAAGAAGCUCCACAAUCCACUUUCAAAACUGACGAGUACAGACAAGCAGGAGCUAAAAUUGUUCCUUUUGAGUCAUGGAAAACUGCACCAAAAAACAGAAUUAUCAUUGGUUUGAAGGAAUUACCAGAAGAGACUUUCCCAUUGAUUCACGACCACAUCCAAUUUGCACACUGUUAUAAAAACCAAGCUGGCUGGAAGGACGUCUUAUCCAGAUUUUCAUAUGGCGGUGGCAUACUAUAUGAUUUGGAAUUUCUUGAAAACGACCAGGGAAGAAGAGUUGCAGCCUUUGGUUAUUAUGCUGGUUUUGCCGGUGCAGCUCUGGGUGUCCUAGACUGGUCUUUCAAGCAACUCAACUCUGAAGACAAGGACCUACCAGGUGUCACGCCUUACCCAAACGAAGAUUUGCUUGUUGCGGAUGUCAAGAAGCAACUGUCAAAGGCAUACAAGAAAACCGGCAGAUAUCCAACCGUUUUAAUCAUUGGUGCAUUGGGUAGAUGUGGUUCCGGUGCAAUUGACCUCUGUAAAAAAGUUGGUAUUCCAGAAUCCAACCUAUUGAAAUGGGAUAUCAAUGAAACAAAGAGAGGCGGUCCAUUCCAAGAAAUUGCAGACUCUGAUAUCUUUGUCAAUUGUAUCUACUUGUCCAAGCCAAUUCCUCCAUUCAUCAACCUCGAUCUACUCAACAAGGAUAGCAGAAAGUUGAGAACCAUUGUUGAUGUCUCUGCAGAUACCACAAACCCACACAACCCAGUGCCGGUUUAUACAAUUGCCACCCAAUUCGACACCCCUACAGUGUUGGUAGAUACCACAAAGGGCCCAAAGUUAUCCGUCAUAUCCAUCGACCAUUUGCCAUCUCUUCUACCAAGAGAAUCAUCUGAAUUCUUUGCAAGAGAUUUGCUGCCUUCACUGAAGGAACUUCCAAAUAGAAAGACUGCGCCUGUGUGGAAGAAGGCCGAAGACCUCUUUGACCACCAUGUCAAGAGAUUGAACCAAUCUAAAUUAUAA